AGUGUAAAUGGGCUGUGAUUUAACACACCCAAUCCCCUUCUUUUGUAAAAUCAGGUUCUGAUUCUGCUGCCUGGCAUUGCUCACCUAAUACCGAGCAUGUAAGGAAAUUCAGUCCACUUGCUUGAGUAAUGAUGCUGUUUCCAUGAGCCCAUGUGAUGCUUGGAUAGUGCAGCUGCUGCUUCUCUCUCCUUCUCCUGUUCUUCCAAUCUCAGGCUGUCAUGGCGACUCCCAACAAUGCUACUCCCACCAACUGCAGCUGGUGGCCCAUUUCAGUUCUUGAGAAUGAUGCAGGGAAAUCUGCGGAGGUUGAGGACAGCCAGGACCCAACAAACCCCGCUCUCAGAUCCAAGGAUAGGCUGGUUUUGUAUCACUGGACCCAGUCUUUCAGCUCACAAAAGGUCCGCCUGGUCAUCGCGGAGAAGGGGCUGCCGUGCGAGGAGCGGGAUGUCAGCAUGCCCCUGACUGAGCACAAGGAGCCCUGGUUCAUGCGUCUCAACCUCGGAGAGGAGGUGCCCGUGAUUAUCCAUGGAGACAACAUCAUCAGUGACUACAACCAGAUCAUCGACUACAUGGAGAAGAACUUCACAGGAGAAAAUGUUACCCAGCUGAUCCCCGAUGCCGGGAGCAUUCUUCACACAAGAGUGGUGCAGUACAGAGAGCUCCUGGACUCACUGCCCAUGGACGCCUACACUCACGGCUGUAUCCUCCAUCCCGAGCUCACCACUGACUCCAUGAUUCCAAAGUACGCUACAGCUGAAAUCCGCAGACACUUAGCUAAUGCAAGCACGGAGCUGAUGAAACUGGACUACGAAGGGGAGCCCCAGCUGACUGAGCCAUACCUUUCCAAACAGAAGAAACUCAUGGCCAAGAUCUUGGAACAUGACAAUGUGAGCUACUUGAAGAAAAUCCUUGGAGAGCUGGGAAUGGUGCUAGACCAGAUUGAGGCCGAGCUGGAGAAGAGGAAACUCGAGUAUCAAGGGCAGAAGUGUGAACUCUGGCUCUGUGGCUGCGUCUUUACCUUGGCCGACAUCCUACUGGGGGCCACCCUGCACCGCCUCAAAUUUCUAGGACUGUCUAAGAAAUACUGGGAAGAUGGCAGCAGACCCAACCUACAGUCCUUCUUUGACAGGAUACAAAAACGCUUUGCCUUCAGGAAAGUUUUGGGAGACAUACACACCACCCUUCUCUCGGCUGUGGUACCCAAUGCCUUCAGGCUUGUCAAACGGAAACCCCCCUCCUUCUUUGGAGCCUCCUUCCUCAUGGGAUCUCUGGGGGGAAUGGGAUAUUUUGCUUAUUGGUAUUUGAAGAAAAAAUACAUCUAAUGCUGGCUGUUUGGUGUUUA
Gopherus evgoodei (Goodes thornscrub tortoise) is the source of this 1342-nucleotide messenger RNA. It is a transcript of the gene GDAP1L1, whose product is annotated as ganglioside induced differentiation associated protein 1 like 1. Bases 219 to 1322 code for a protein of 367 amino acids. The record is from RefSeq and is a predicted model, not a curated record. Lineage: Eukaryota; Metazoa; Chordata; Testudines; Testudinidae. The transcript has 6 exons.